This is a messenger RNA of Mandrillus leucophaeus (drill), 6247 nucleotides long. RefSeq names its product SMG6 nonsense mediated mRNA decay factor (gene SMG6). The record is from RefSeq and is a predicted model, not a curated record. NCBI's taxonomy places the organism in Eukaryota, Metazoa, Chordata, Mammalia, Primates, Cercopithecidae. The transcript is spliced from 19 exons. Gene Ontology annotation, biological process: nuclear-transcribed mRNA catabolic process, nonsense-mediated decay. Gene Ontology annotation, molecular function: telomeric repeat DNA binding; telomerase RNA binding; protein binding. Gene Ontology annotation, cellular component: telomerase holoenzyme complex.
GUGCGGGGUCGGGCUCGGCCAGUCCCGGCCGGCUCCGGGAGAGCCUGGCCCGAAUUCCUGCCUCCACCCUCUUUUUCGCCGCGAAGGUGACUGUUCCCCUUUGCCCCAGCCCUCUCAGACCCACCCGCGGAUUCCCAGGCGUCGGGAGACACGGAAAGGAGUGGGGUCUGGUGGAGGCCCCGGGCGUAUCGCUCUCCAGGCCGCCCUCCGCGGGCCUGCCCCGGCCACCGCUUUAGCGUCGGAGAGAAGGAUUUGGGGAGAAAGGUUUAACAGCCUGCGACUUCCUUGCUGAACUUUUCCCCCCCAAGACAGGCUGCCGAAAGCUGCGCCAUUGGAGGGAUCCGGGACCUCUGACUACUCGGGUUUGGCCCUGGCAUGUGUGGGAGCAGUUUUUAUUAGAGAGAAUGCUCAGUUUGCAAGUUAAUUUCGAGCCUCCAGCCACGUCAGGAAAAAAACAUGAAGGAAUUAAAGGAGGCCAGGCCACGCAAAGAUAACAGGCGUCCAGAUCUGGAAAUCUAUAAGCCUGGCCUUUCUCGGCUAAGGAACAAGCCCAAAAUCAAGGAACCCUCUGGGAGUGAGGAAUUCAAAGAUGAAAUCGUUAAUAACCGAGAUUCCUCUGCUGUUGAAAACGGUACUCAGCCCGUUAAAGAUGUCUGUAAGGAACUGAACAGCCAACAGCAGAAUGGUCCUAUAGACCCAGAAAAUAAUCGGGGACAAGAAUCCUUUCCUAGGACUGCUGGACAAGAGGAUCGUAGUCUCAAAAUUAUCAAAAGAACAAAGAAGCCAGACCUGCAGAUCUAUCAGCCUGGACGACGUUUGCAGACUGUUAGCAAAGAAUCAGCCAGUCGGGUGGAGGAGGAAGAAAUCCUCAACCAGGUAGAGCAACUGAGAGUAGAGGAAGAUGAGUGUAGGGGAAAUACUGCGAAAGAGGAAGUUGUGAAUAAACCAGACAGGGCUGAGACAGAAAAGAACCCAGGUGGUGACAGAGUAAGGGCUGCAAAGGGAGAAAAAGGAAAGAGGACUGAAAAAGGGGAGGGGAUGAGGAAAACCAAUGAUGACCCGGCCCAGGGGAAGCCAGGUUCUGCAAAGCGCUACUCCCGGUCAGACAAACGAAGGAAUCGCUACCGCACGUGCAGUACCAGCUCAGCUGGCAGCAACAACAGCGCUGAGGGAGCUGGCCUGACUGAUAAUGGAUGUCGCCGCCGCCGACAGGAUAGGACCAAGGAGAGGCCACGACUGAAGAAGCAAGUGUCUGUGUCCUCAACCGAUUCCUUAGAUGAGGACAGAAUUGAUGAGCCUGAUGGAUUAGGACCCAGGAGAAGUUCAGAAAGGAAGAAACAUUUAGAAAGAAACUGGUCUGGCCGUGGGGAGGGUGAGCAGAAAAGCAAUGGUAAAGAAAAUCGAGGCACUCUUCGUGUCACUUUUGAUGCGGAAGCCAUGAACAAAGAGUCUCCCGUGGUGAAGUCAGCCAGGGAUGAUGUGGAUAGAGGAAAGCCUGACAAAGGCUUCAGCAGUGGGGGCAAAGGCUCUGAGAAGCAGGAGUCCAAAAACCCGAAACAAGAACUUCGGGGUCGUGGUCGUGGCAUUCUGAUUCUGCCUGCCCAUACCACCCUAUCUGUCAGUUCAGCAGGCUCUCCAGAGUCCGCACCUUCGGGGCCUCGGCUUUUGUUUGGAUCUGGUGGUAAGGGACCUCGGAGUUGGGGCCGUGGAGGCACCACACGCCGGUUGUGGGACCCCAACAAUCCUGAUCAGAAACCUGCUCUGAAGACUCAGGCGCCCCAGCUGCAUUUCUUGGACACCGAUGAUGAAAUCAGUCCUACGUCUUGGGGUGACUCACGCCAGGCUCAAGCAUCUUACUAUAAGUUUCAAAACUCUGACAACCCCUAUUAUUACCCCCGGACACCAGGCCCUGCCUCCCAGUAUCCCUAUACGGGCUAUAACCCUCUGCAGUACCCCGUGGGCCCUACAAAUGGUGUGUACCCAGGGCCUUACUACCCAGGCUACCCGACUCCAUCAGGACAGUAUGUAUGUAGCCCUCUACCUGCCAGCACCAUGAGUCCCGAGGAGGUGGAGCAGCACAUGAGGAACCUGCAGCAACAGGAGCUGCACAGGCUUCUCCGGGUGGCUGACAACCAGGAGCUGCAGCUCAGCAACCUGCUCUCCAGGGACCGCAUCAGUCCAGAGGGCCUGGAGAAGAUGGCGCAACUCAGAGCUGAACUGCUGCAGCUAUAUGAGCGCUGUAUUCUAUUAGAUAUUGAGUUCUCUGAUAAUCAGAAUGUGGAUCAGAUCCUGUGGAAGAAUGCUUUCUAUCAGGUGAUUGAGAAGUUCAGGCAACUUGUCAAGGAUCCGAAUGUUGAGAACCCAGAACAGAUUCGGAACAGACUUUUGGAGCUCUUGGAUGAGGGUAGUGACUUCUUUGAUAGUUUGCUUCAGAAGCUGCAGGUUACUUACAAGUUCAAACUGGAAGACUACAUGGAUGGUCUUGCCAUUCGCAGCAAGCCAUUACGCAAGACAGUAAAGUAUGCCUUGAUCAGUGCCCAGCGAUGUAUGAUAUGCCAAGGAGAUAUUGCUAGGUACCGGGAGCAAGCCAAUGAUACCGCAAACUAUGGGAAAGCACGCAGUUGGUACCUGAAGGCCCAGCACAUUGCUCCCAAGAAUGGACGCCCCUAUAACCAGUUGGCUUUGCUGGCGGUGUAUACGAAAAAAAAAAGAAUGUCUCUCUAUGUUGCCAAGGCUUCUCUUGAACUCCUGGCUUCAAGUGAGCCUCCUCCCUCUGCCUCCCAAAGUCUUAUGUGUUUGUAUGUUUUAUAGGCAGAACAGAUGGAAAAGAAGCAACAUGAAGAAUUGGAACUGAGCCCUGACCAAUGGCGGAAAGGAAAGAAGUCUACUUUCCGGCACGUUGGAGAUGACACCACUCGCCUGGAGAUCUGGAUUCAUCCAUCCCAUCCACGGUCUUCCCAGGGCACUGAGUCUGGGAAGGAUUCUGAGCAAGAGAAUGGGCUGGGCAGCCUGAGUCCCAGUGAUCUGAACAAAAGGUUCAUCCUCAGUUUUCUCCAUGCCCAUGGGAAGCUGUUUACCCGGAUUGGGAUGGAGACAUUCCCUGCAGUGGCUGAAAAGGUCCUCAGGGAGUUCCAGGUGUUACUGCAGCACAGCCCCUCUCCCCUUGGAAGUACCCGCAUGCUGCAGCUUAUGACCAUCAAUAUGUUUGCGGUCCACAACUCCCAGCUGAAAGACUGCUUCUCAGAGGAGUGCCGCUCUGUGAUCCAGGAACAAGCUGCAGCUCUGGGCUUGGCCAUGUUUUCUCUACUGGUCCGCCGCUGCACCUACUUACUUAAGGAGUCCGCCAAAGCUCAGCUGUCCUCUCCUGAGGACCAGGAGGACCAAGAUGACAUCAAGGUGUCUUCCUUUGUCCCGGACCUGAAGGAGCUGCUCCCUAGUGUCAAAGUCUGGUCAGAUUGGAUGCUCGGCUACCCAGACACCUGGAAUCCUCCUCCCACAUCCCUGGAUCUGCCUUCGCAUGUUGCUGUGGAUGUGUGGUCGACGCUGGCUGAUUUCUGUAACAUACUGACUGCAGUGAAUCAGUCUGAGGUGCCACUGUACAAGGACCCGGAUGAUGACCUCACCCUUCUUAUCCUGGAAGAGGAUCGGCUUCUCUCGGGCUUUGUCCCCUUGCUGGCUGCCCCUCAGGACCCCUGCUACGUGGAGAAAACCUCGGAUAAGGUUAUUGCAGCUGACUGCAAAAGGGUCACAGUGCUGAAGUAUUUUCUGGAAGCCCUUUGUGGACAAGAAGAGCCUCUGCUGGCAUUCAAGGGUGGAAAGUAUGUGUCAGUGGCACCCGUCCCAGACACCAUGGGAAAGGAAAUGGGAAGCCAAGAGGGAACACGACUGGAAGAUGAGGAGGAGGAUGUGGUGAUCGAAGACUUUGAGGAAGACUCAGAGGCUGAAGGCAGCGGGGGCGAGGAUGACAUCAGGGAACUUCGGGCCAAGAAGCUGGCUCUGGCCAGGAAGAUAGCUGAGCAGCAGCGUCGCCAGGAAAAGAUCCAGGCUGUCCUGGAGGACCACAGUCAGAUGAGGCAGAUGGAGCUCGAAAUCAGACCUUUGUUCCUCGUACCAGACACCAAUGGCUUCAUUGACCACCUGGCCAGUCUGGCGCGGCUGCUGGAGAGCAGGAAGUACAUCCUGGUGGUGCCCCUGAUCGUGAUCAAUGAGCUGGACGGCCUGGCCAAGGGGCAGGAGACAGACCACCGGGCUGGGGGCUAUGCCCGUGUGGUACAAGAAAAGGCCCGCAAGUCCAUCGAGUUCCUCGAGCAGCGAUUCGAGAGUCGGGACUCUUGCCUGCGAGCCCUGACCAGCCGUGGCAAUGAACUUGAAUCCAUCGCCUUCCGCAGUGAGGACAUCACUGGCCAGCUGGGUAACAACGAUGAUCUCAUCCUGUCCUGCUGCCUCCACUACUGCAAAGACAAGGCUAAGGACUUCAUGCCUGCCAGCAAAGAGGAGCCAAUCCGGCUACUGCGGGAGGUGGUGCUGUUGACGGAUGACCGGAACCUGCGUGUGAAGGCGCUCACAAGGAAUGUUCCUGUACGGGACAUCCCAGCCUUCCUCACGUGGGCCCAGGUGGGCUGAGGGAGCCACACUGGGGCCCACCCCUGUGGAACCGUUCCUGAAAGGCUACCAGGCGCCCAGUGUAGCACAGAAGAUGCCCACGUGCCUGAGCCACCAAUCCACCCAGACAAUAAACCAUCCUCUUCCAACCCACGCCGUGGCCGUGCUGUGGGGGAGCUGCUCCUCACAGAGCCCCUGCCAAGGAUCGGGCGGAAGCUGCUGGGACCCUCCUGGGCUGCCAGGAUUUAGCAGGGAGGUGGCUGGCUACAGCGACAGCAGCUGGGCAAGCCAGAUAGGCCGCCCAUGCUCUCAGCCUUUCUCCCUCCCCCGUCUCAUUCCAAGGCUGGGGGAGGGCCUUCUCGCCUGGGGACGCAGCCACUUUCUCCAGUGGAGACAGGGCAGGGGUUCAGUUUCCAUCAGAUCAGUGAAAUCACAGGUCCCUUUCAUCCUCAGAACCUCUGUCCUGAAAUGUGUUCAAGAGGCUUUGGUUAUGUCAGGAAGAAGUGCCCAGGGCAUGUGUCCCCAUCUCCCUGAGGCCUGGACUCGCCCAUGGACCCAAGUUGGCUUCUAGACACCAUGUCCCUAACAGCAGCCCUGGGCCCCCACCUCUUCUACCAUCCACCCCAGACACACCAACCACACACCCUUCCUGCUGGUCUUCUUCCUGCCUUUAUCAGCCUGGGUCCCUCACACUUUGCCAUUUGUCUCCCCUUGGACAGUCAUGGGUCGAGAGGAAAGGGGCAUCUGGUCUCAGGCCCAUGCUCUCGGGUGGCCUCCACCUGCUCCCUCUCUCCUCACUGGCCUUUCUUUCAGUCUAGCUUCCUCUUCAGGAAAUGUCCUCAGACUCUCCUCAGCUGCUCCUUCACCCCUCUCUGCCUGCCUACCCUCCCUCCAGAAUAGCCCCUCAUCCUCCUUUCCCUUGUAGUUGAUCCUUUUCACCUCCCUGAUCCACUUCAUUUCUUCACUGCGGUUCCUCGUCAUAGGGGUUCUCACUCUGAACCUUCCCUCUCUACUACCCAUGGCAGGAACUUAGUACAUACAGCUCUCCCACCCAGGGCCUUCCACCCUCGGCUCCUGUGCUGCGAGAAACUUCCAGGCAUGGACAGCCCAGCCUGAGGCAUUCCAGUGCCUGGGGCAGCAUCACCUAACCUGGUUUCUAGCUUUGCCCUCACUUCCAAGAAGGGACACAGGGGCCCUUUCCUUGCCCCUUUAGCUGGUACCUCAGUGGGGAGGCUUCCUUACCGGGAAUGAGUUCCUCCAACCCAGAGCCAGAGAUGAGGACGACUUAGGGGAAGACAGGGUUUUAGGUGGAGCCAGGGGCAAAUCUUAAUGGGACCAGUGGGGGAUACCCCAGAGCCCGUGGCCUGACUGCACAGCUCUGCCCUCCCUGAGGCCUAGGACUAUGCUAGAAGCAAUGGGGUACCGUGCAGGGGGGCCAAGGCCAAUAGUUUGGGGUUAGGAGUCCCCUAGCGUCUCAGAAGACCGGGCUUUUUGGAGUACAGGGUCCCCGGCCUCUCCUUUAAGAUUCUCUUCCCAGCUGGAAGGCCGAUGGACUGGGCGGUUGGGAGGGAGACCCAUCUCUCCUUUCUGUCCCGUUUGCAGCACUGGUUUUGUUUCCUUAAUAAAUUUUUAGUUAUGAAACAUA